UCCAGAACAUGCCGCUUCAUGGCUGUGUCGCUGCAGUCGGUAAAUGAACGUUUGAUGUGGUGUUUGUCAAGAUUGUGCUUUAGUGUGUUUACAGUGAAUUAUUCCACAAUAGUAUAAUCCUAAUUGAGGUUAAAGCUUUUAAGGAGUAGAUGAAGGUGACGGUAUGUCUCGCAACAAAGACAAGCAUGAGGGCGCAAGCGGGCGCACUUAUCAUAUCAUGUCGGAGGCGGAGCGAGCGUCAGGCCGGCGUGGCGGUUGGACCUCGCUUGAGGUAACAGGAGGUGUCCGCGCCCUGGCGCCCCAGCUGUUCCAACUGUCGCACCUGACCGCGCUGUACCUGAACGACAACUCGCUGCAGCGGAUCCCGCCCGACAUCAACAUGCUGUCCAACCUGCACACGCUGGACGUGUCCAACAACAAGCUGAGGACGCUGCCCGCGGAGCUAGGCGAUCUCAUACAGUUAAGGGAGUUACUCCUACACAACAACUACCUCAGAGUGUUGCCGUACGAACUGGGCAAGCUCUUCCACCUGCAGAAAUUGGGAUUGCACGGGAACCCGCUGAGCAAGGAGAUGCUAUCGAUAUACAACGACAGCAACGGCACCUCCAAGCUGCUCACGUAUAUGCUGGAUAAUUUACAAGCCUACACGAAUGAAUCAGUAACUGCCACCUUGCCGCCACAGAGGCCUUGGAUUCCCUUAACGCGACCUAACAGAACUCGUCCUACCUGUAUCUUUACGGUUAUGUGCUACAACGUCCUCUGCGACAAAUACGCCACGAGACAGAUGUACGGCUACUGCCCCAGUUGGGCGUUAGAAUGGGAUUACCGGAAGAAAGGAAUUCUAGAUGAAAUUAGACAUUAUUCCGCAGACCUAAUUAGUUUACAGGAAGUAGAAACCGACCAAUUUUACAAUUUCUUCCUACCAGAGCUUAAAAGCGACGGUUACGAUGGCAUAUUCUCACCAAAAUCGCGAGCGAAGACCAUGUCCGAAUCGGAGAGAAAAUACGUCGAUGGUUGUGCCAUCUUCUUCAGAUCUGCAAAAUUCGCGUUAGUAAAAGAGCACCUAAUCGAAUUCAACCAGCUCGCGAUGGCUAACAGCGAGGGCUCGGACAACAUGUUGAACCGCGUCAUGCCCAAAGACAACAUCGGCUUGGCUGCGCUGCUCAAGACCAAAGAAGCGGCGUGGGAAAAUGGCAUACCAACGGACUCGUCGAUGCUCGGGCAGCCAAUUCUAGUAUGCACGGCACACAUCCACUGGGACCCCGAGUUCUGCGACGUGAAGCUGAUCCAGACGAUGAUGCUGAGCAACGAGCUGCGCAGCAUCCUGGACGACUCGGCGCGCACGCUGCGGCUGGCGGGCCAGCGCGACAACGUGCAGCUGCUGCUCUGCGGGGACUUCAACUCGUUGCCUGACAGCGGCGUUGUGGAGUUCCUAUCGGCCGGGCGCGUGUCGUCGGAGCACCGCGACUUCAAGGCGCUGGGGUACGCCACCUCGCUGCGCCGCAUGCCGGGCUCCGAGCACGAGUUCACGCACAACUUCAAACUGGCCUCCGCCUACAGCGAGGACAUCAUGCCCUACACCAACUACACAUUUGAUUUCAAGGGUAUAAUCGACUACAUAUUCUACUCGAAGCAGUCGAUGACGCCGCUAGGGCUGCUCGGCCCGCUGUCGCAGGACUGGUUCCGGGAACACAAGGUGGUCGGCUGCCCGCAUCCGCAUAUACCCUCAGAUCACUUCCCGCUGCUGGUGGAGCUGGAGAUGUGUCCGGCGAGCGGCAACUCCAACGGUCUGAUCGGGCGCAGGUAGCACGCGUCGCCGCGCGCCCGCCGCCGCCGCGCCGGCGCCGCCCCGUCCCCGCCGCCGCCGCCGCCGCCGCCGCCGCCGCACCCGCGCUAGCACAACACGACGCCCCGAGGAUAGUCUGCCACGUUUCAUAUUUUAAGUUUUUAGCAGUUAUGAGAUUUUAUUUACGUGGGUUCGGUUCGAUCGUGACUUUCUAACAUUUGCACGAUUUUUUUUUCGUUCGCGGAUUUCCUAAAAUUAGACGACCGAUCCUAAAAUAUAAAGUCUCCGACUGUGUAUUUUACUUGUGCGAGGUGGGCCGGGUGUAAGUGAAUGUUGCCGGACGAUCAUGUUCAACGAGACGAUCGUUAUCACCUGAUGAAUUUGGUUAUUUAUUAAUAUAUUGUAGCGCUUCUGUUGAGCGCGAGGGACCGGCCGAGCUUGUGUAUUUUGUAAUCCGCGCGAAUUUCGCUAGGCAAUAAUGAAUGUGCCGUGUUUCGCUGCUCCCUGAUGUUCCUCCCCGUCGAGUGACGAUUUUAGUGUAGUAGUACCUAGAUUUUGUUGUAGCUGUGCUCGUUUUAUCCGCUUAGAGAUAGGCGGUGACGUUUGUACAGGUAAAUGUGGUAGUAGGAAGUUCGUGACAUGUUAUUUGGCGGCUCGGAUCAGAGAGGAGCGAACUAUCUGUGCAAUGUAUUCCGCGUGUCGGCGUGUGAAGUAGUCAAGUAAAUAAUAAGUUGCGCGAGGUUCUUCAAAAGAAACAUCGGCUCGGUAUUGACAAUUUUAGUGAAAUAGCGCGCACAUCGUCGUACAUUUUGCAGUAGCUGAGUUGUCAAGGGUUAACAUCUGACAAUCCAAUUACUACAAAACAUGGCUUUGUGGAGUGCUACCCUUAACAAUUAGUACCUUUUAGCUGUCAAAACCGAGCCUACGAUAUAUCGGAUCACUACGUGCUUCUUAUUAUUCAUUUGGCUAUGACGUGUACCGAGCGUACACUGCAAUCGUAUGCAAUGCAUAUUAUUAUUUAGUACGUGGAGUUUUUCUCUGUAGAAUCAUCUACAAAUCAGAUGUUAAGUAGUGCUAAUUUUGACGAUUCUAUUAAAAACGUAAUCAAUGAAAUAAAUCAGACCUACGCUUAUUGUGUCAAUGAAUAUUUAUGAUGAAAUAAUGUAAAUGGUACAUGAAGAAUAUUUUUUCAAUAGUGAUAAUCUGUGGCGGAUAAGCUUAGGUUUUUCGAUGUUACAUAUUAUACAGUUGAGGAAUGGCUCGAGAAAUAUAUUAAUUUUUAAAUGAAGUUACGAUAAGACUAAUGUGAGGUGUGUAAUUUUAACCAUUUUUACGUUGCCGAGUGGGCGUGUGUCGUCAAACGUCCAUUUACCAUUGUUAGUUAUAAAUACUUUUAAUUCCUCCACUGUAUAUUAUUUAGAUAAUAUUUGUAUUCUGGUCAUGCAUCGCAGUGUAUGUGUGUAUGAGUUACUAGCGAGUAGAAAGGGAGACGGGAAACGUUCGCGGGACUUCCUUUCUAUUUGUAUAAAAAUCUUUGAGACAUCUAUACCAAAGUCUUAAAAAGGGGUUAAAUAUAAGUAAUCCCUUUUUAAGAUCAAAAGACAUAGGUUUUUCAGUCAGUUCAUAAACGAAUUUUCAUUCAAAAUUAUGUAAAAAGCUUCUCCUAUAUAGUGCAAGUACAAUAUUGCUAACAGCUUAAAUGUAACAGUGUCUCAAAUUAAUAAAAACAAAGUUGUUAGUAAUAUUAUACGACGCACUGUACGUCAGUUUGGUGAUCUACAAGAUUAAAACUAAAAAUUAACGUUUCGUGAUCUGCAACAAUAUCAUGUUUUACAAAAGGUGCCCCGAAUUUGACAAGUAAUAACAGAUGGCGCUGUACGGCUCCAUAAAAGCAGUGACUAUGGUUGUCAAAAGUUGAUGUUAUAGAAUUCAGUGACUUUAAAGGCUGGCGUCCACUAGACUCGCCGAGUCGAGUCGAAACGCGUAGCCGCAGAAAUUCGCCUGACGAGCAAUACGCGCGGAGAGUCGAAUCGGCGCGCCGCGGCUAUUCGUCAAUGGACGCAGUUGCAUAGAAAAUAUAGGAGGCGAAUUAUUGCGAUUCGAUUCGAUUCGCCUCGGCGAGUCUAGUGGACGCCAGCCUUUAAAAGUAUGCGCAGUACAUUGCCAUCUGUUUCCGCUGUCAAACUCGGGCUUACGAUUAUUUACGACUGGACCUCUCUUUACAAUUAAUAAAUCUUUGGUUAUGUUCCAAUUAUUCCUAUCGCGUCGAAUAAUGGUCCUUAUGACAGUUCCUUCUAGUCUCUUUCGGUUGGGCUUAAUUUACAAAAUAAUCGUAUUCUUAUUACAUAAAUAUUACUUUUAAUAAAUGCUAUAUUCCUAUAUUCCAAAUGUCUACUAACAUUUAUGUGACAGGCUACACCAUAUAAUAAAGAACUGUCAUAGGAAUCAUCAUUAGACGCUAGAGGUAUAGAGAACCAAGAACAUAUGUGGGCGUCGGCGCAACGACGACGCACGGUAUAGGUGUCUCACGGACGGUAGUGGAGGGAUGGAAUUAUGUAUAGAGAGCGAAGUGUGCCGGUUGUAGCAAGGUAGGGCAUUCGUUGACGUGAGUUGGCGGCUCAGAACAAAGCGGCGGGCGAUCAUUAGGUUAAUGUCGCAUUGUGUGUACCAACAAACUUCUCAGCGAGACUAUGUUUAAUAUAUUUUUAGCCCAUCUACCCCCUUCCUUGGUAUUCUAUAGACCUCGAUGUAAGCGGAGAAUAGAUUAAUAUGAUAAGUGCAUUUUCUAAAAUGUCCCUCUUGAGGCGUAUUUUGCCUCUCGACACGCCCCUUUAGUUUUAAGUCAAUAUAUAGUAGCUAUUCUGCAUGUUCCCGAUGUUUUGCCUGCUUCACGAAUUUAAAAGCCCCUACUAACAAUGUAGGUAGGCACUCCCUAGAACAGAGGGCCUACCGCGAACCACGUUCGACGUGUUGCCUCUCUGUUGCACUUGAAAAAGAUGGCGCCAGCAUAGGUUUUACCUGUCUCUAGUUUUGUUCUUUGAGAUAUACCUUAACCCUUUACCAGGCUAAGGGAUAUAUAUUUCCCACAUACGGCACUUCAAACAUGUGUUCUAUUUUCGAUGGGUGAGGCUGACAUUCGAUUGUCAUUUUUGAAAUGUCAGCCUGGUCCAGGCGAUAAAAUAUAUUUAAAAAAACAUGAAUUUGACACUAUUUGUAGAAUUGACAGGUAAAACCUGGUGCCAGCUGUAAUAUACUUCGACCGGCCUAUCACAAUUUUAAAUUGUUGUCAAAGUCGAAACUCGUCAGUAUUUUUUUCACUCAAUUUGGUCUUAAUCGAAAUUACAUAAUAUGUUGCAUUUUUAAAUUAGGUUUUAGUUAUUUCAUCGUUUAUGCUUACAGCAGGGCGUGUCGCGAGGCAAUGCACCUUUUCGUUUUAUACACCUAGCAGGGAACAUACUGGAGUAGUACAAAUGAUUGUAUGAAUGUUUUAACUUUUUGUGAAGUGAGUGUAUUUGUUGAUAUAGAAGACCCCGCAGUUACACACUCGUGAGACGAUGCGAUUGUAUAUCGCUGUUCGCCUAGCAACUCUUCGAUUUACAAGGGGUGACACGAAUGAGUGAAUGAAAGUAUCUAUGUGUGUAGCACAUUAACCAAUAAAGUGGCUCUGACUGUACACCGACACGGCUGUCGCUCAUACAAUAAAUAUUUCGUUCAUUCCAUUCCUGUCAGCUUUUGUGAAUCGAUCUGUAACUAGUGUAACUGAGAGGUUUGUUAUCAAUGCCCUUUUUGAUUGGUGUCGAUUUACCUGUGACCUGUUAGUCUUUACGACAGUCUACAUGUGAUUGUUAAGUCUUACCAACUUUGAAUUUUUAAAACAACAGCUCUAUUAGUUCAACUAUCGAUAACACGCAAACUAUUUCUCCUUAUUAGGAUCAGCUAUAUACAUAUAUGUGAUUGCGAAGAGCUGAGCGUGAAGUUAGAGAGGGUGUCAGUCAGUCAUUCCCCUCGACCUUCCAUAAAAAUAUGAUAUGAAGGAGGCACACGGGCAUGGUAUGGUCGGCCAUAAUAAGCCUGUACUUGUGUAAUGAGGAUAGUUAGGAGUGAGCAAUAAUUAGGGUUCUCGCUUAUGCUCGCGACGUACGGACUCGUUGUGCAGCGUAUAUCGAUACUCGGAAUGGUGAUAUUAUCAUUGCCAGUAACACAUUUUGGACCACUGCAUAGUAAUUACGCUUAUAUUUUUCACUCCAUCGAAAUUAUGUAAUAUUGUAAUACCUAAAUAUUCAUUUUUAUUUUUAUUUUAGUUUUUACACAUUUUAUGUAUUAUCAAAAGAUAGGUGCUGUUGUAUUUAUUUUGUAAUUUAAAACACAAUUGUGAUAGGGAUAACGUCUCUCUUGUAGUCUACGGCAGAUGUAUCUGCACGCUCGAAUAGUGAUAAAAGAUUUACAAAUAACUACUUAUAUUGAGGGUGUGAAUGUGUAUAGAUCUGUUUGACCUCCUCGGACCUGUGGAUAUAUCUACUGUACAUAACUCUCGGAUGAAUUGUAAAAAUGCCAAAUCAUGAAAAGGGUAUAUUGAAUAUUACUUUUAGGAUAAAUGGAGUGAAAUGAAGUUUUAUAUGAAUCAAAUUUUUACUAAUGUCGCUGUAUAAUUUUCUAAGUACCUGCAGGUAGAUUUUAAAAUCAUAUCAAGGUGAUCUUCUAGUUCUCGUAUGGAUAAUAUACUUGUAGAAGUUUAAGACAAGUCUGGUGUUGAAAUUCUUCCGCGAAGCGAUCGGGGAGCACAAACUAGUUCAUAACAACUGAAGUGUUUCAAUCACAACACUCCAUUUUGCCUUUGCUAUCUAAACGCUAUUUUCAAAUUCAAUCAUCUUCUCCAAACUGGUUUUACGUAGUGAGUGUUCUUGCAUUUAUCAAUAUACCUACAUGUUCAUUUCUGAGUAGAAAAGCAUAAUAAUAGUAGAUGUAGUCUGAACAACGAUAAUUAUAAUAGAUGAGCCACAAAUAAAUCAAUCAACUAUGAUGCAUUAGUUACAGUAAAUGAUCAUGCUCGCAAGGCUUCACGACUCGACGUUUGAGAGCAUGUGCGAGUAUUGUACCCUUGCUAGUAGCGAUUUGGUACCACGUUCAGUUGUAAGUUAUGCUUUCGCAUUUUUUUAUUAUUUAAACCACUAGCGCUAGCGCUAGAGCGAAAUUAAGAAGAAUGGCCGAACUAAGUUUUACUUAAUAAUAUGUGAUUUCACGUGAUACUUUGGUCAAGAAAGAACUUACCCAUGUUUAUAUCAACUUAACACCGCCAGUGAUAUGUGGCUUUCCAUCAGAGAAGGGUCCUUAUGAACAUAAAGCAUAAGGACUCUUCUCUGAUCGAAGGCCCUCUAUAAGUGCAGUCUGAGAGAUUAUUCGUAUGGCAAUUUCCAGUAGAAAUUUCCCCAUUUAAAUCACACACAUGAAUGCGAGAGUAUCGCUUACGGAUUAACGAGAGCUUUAUCAUAACAAGUGUAUCUUAUUUGUAGUUGAACAUAUAUGAUCUCUUUAUUUUAAUAGAAUUUUGAUGGACAUUUUACUUACUAGUUUUAGCCGUGUGUAGUUGAAAAUAUAAACUUUUAUAAAGAUAGCAAAUUUUUGGUUACAUGCCAGACAUUUUGCCUAGAUAAAUCAAAAUCGUUCAGUUGAUCACUAUUAGGUUAGCGCAAAGUUUAGUUUGUCAACGAGGUGCCGGAGCUCCCCAGGUGGCUUGAAUAGAAAUGUAUAGGUAUAUAUCCUUACUGGUGUACGUCAGCGCCAUAUAGUAGCAUCCAAAACUAGUAUCAAAUAGUUCGGCACAUCAUAUAAGAGGGAAAUGUAAUUGUGAGAUUCGCAUGAUAAUCAUUUAUUUACAAACAAUAUAUAUUCAGUAAUAUGUAAGGCGUACUAGGCGUGUAGGCUAUUUGAAUACUGAUGGCUACCUACUAUACGACGCUGACUGUACUGACCUCGUUAUGUGCUGAAAUUAAAACUGUACAUAUUUGUUGUAAAAAUAAAGUCUGUGUUAUUUUUUUAUUUGUAAAUAGUCUCUAAAACCGUAUUAUUAAAAGAAAACUAUCAGUCGGCUGGGAAGCUUCCGAAACGAAUUUGCGCUUGUAUAAUUUGGAAAUUUCGAAUUUACCAAAAGAAGCCUUCAUGUUGUGUGUACAUUUAAUUUGUAAAUAUGUUAUUUCAUAACGAUUAAUGCUAAACAACGAGCGAGCCGUCGCGGUUGUCAGCCGUUUGGACUUCUGCGCACACCACAACGACCGCUAGCCCCCGUCGUCACCCACGACACGACUCGCUAGCUACGCAUCACCCGAGUUGCAUCUAGGCAGACAUUCCAUAGGCCCUAUCUAUUAAGCUCAAGACUAAAGACUGUUUGAGACUUAAAAAUAUCAAGAUAAUGAAAAAAAAUAUUUUCUGAAACACCUUAACUCUUAUUAACUGUGUUAUGGGUGAUUUAAUGAUAAGAUCGAACAGUGUAACUCACUAGAAUCUAAGAAGAAAUGCUUUACGACACUGUGAUAGACAAUACUGCUCUACCUGAGAGACACUAGGCAUUUAUUCGUUGUUUCCUCUACAAAUUCGCUGACUGUACAGUUUACAAUGCUGAGAUAGUACCUAUGUACCUCUAUUCUUACCGAAAUAUAUAUUAUAUAAUACCUACCGGAAUAGUGCAUUGUCAACGACAAUUGUAGACGGAGCGACGUUGUGAAGAUAAAAAUUGUUCUUAUGAAAUGGCAAUGUUAGUAAUAUAAUAUGUACUCUCAGUAUUAAACAGGUUUUGCUUGAUUUCAUAACCAAUACUAACAGACCCGAAGCUAAUCCCGAAUCUAUCUGGUUCAAUUAAGCUACUUACAAAUUAAAAACAUGGCAAAUAAAUACGGCAAUAUUAAAAUCAAGUAGUACCUGUUCCUGUGGAUGUGUGUAAAAAUGUACAAAGCGUAUGUGCAGAAGUUCCGUCGCGGCUCGGGCCCGAGCGGGGCCGCGUCUCGCUGUGCUGUUUGUUGACACAUUAUGUAUAUUUGAAUGAAUCAAAUUAUAAGAGAAUAUGAAUUUUAA
Molecule: messenger RNA, 8851 nt
Organism: Cydia fagiglandana
Lineage: Eukaryota; Metazoa; Arthropoda; Insecta; Lepidoptera; Tortricidae
Gene: twin
Product: CCR4-NOT transcription complex subunit 6
Exons: 13
Coding region: 164-1807 (547 amino acids)
Biological process (GO): nuclear-transcribed mRNA poly(A) tail shortening
Cellular component (GO): CCR4-NOT complex; cytoplasm; nucleus
Molecular function (GO): protein binding; poly(A)-specific ribonuclease activity
Source: RefSeq, a predicted model, not a curated record